UGGAAGGGACAACCGUGAAGUCAGCAUCGGUGCCGGUCGAGCGGGAUUUUCUCGCCGCCCGGACUCGAGGAACGUGAGUCCCUCGGGAGAUGGCGUACGCCGAUCGGUCUCCGGCGGACAAGGACAGGUUUAUUUGCAUUUAUCCUGCAUAUUUAAAUAACAAGAAGACCAUUGCUGAGGGAAGACGGAUCCCAAUAGACAAAGCUGUUGAGAAUCCUACAGCUACAGAGAUCCAAGAUGUAUGCCUGGCAGUUGGACUUAAUGUGCACAUUGAGAAAAAUAAAAUGUACUCCAGAGAGUGGAAUCGUGAUUUACAGUAUAGGGGCAGAGUACGGGUUCAGCUAAAACAGGAAGAUGGCAGCCUGUGCCUUGUACAGUUUCCAUCACGUAAAUCAGUAAUGUUGUAUGCAGCUGAAAUGAUACCCAAACUAAAAACAAGGACACAAAAAACAGGAGGUGGUGACCAAAGUCUUCAGCAAGGAGAGGGAGGUAAAAAAGGAAAAGGGAAGAAGAAGAAGUGAUCUGGUGAUACCUGAUUGCUGAAUAUAUGCCAGUCCUACAAGAGAUAAGAAUGAACAUUGAUGAUUUGCUCCAGAAGUGAAUGAUGAAAACGGAAACUGAAGAAGUUGUAUGAUUUGUUACCUUUACUUAACUGGAAUAUGUAUGUUUGUGCCUCUCAACUUCAGCAGAACAGUCAACCAACUUGAGUUCAUGAAAUAAAAAAUUGGCAUGGGAAAGUUGCAUCUAGCCUUUAUAUAGCACAAAGCCAGCAGAAGUCCUCUGCAGUCCAGCACUGAAUUGUUGGAGGAAUAUGUAUGUAUCUUUAUAAAAGUCAUUACUCAGUGGACUAUACAACUUUUAAGUCAUUUGCUCUCCUGUUUGUCACACUAUAAGUGUCUUAGAUUAGAAGACAAGUUACACAUUCUGAAUAUAUUCUGUUUGAAUUAAACAGAUUCAUCCAUCUUUAAUUUAUAGUCUGCUCAACUUUUGUUAAGUUCAUGAAAUAAAGGAUUUGAAAUGAUUUUUAAA
Messenger RNA from Phascolarctos cinereus (koala), 1029 nucleotides. It is a transcript of the gene SRP19, whose product is annotated as signal recognition particle 19. Gene Ontology annotation, cellular component: signal recognition particle, endoplasmic reticulum targeting. NCBI's taxonomy places the organism in Eukaryota, Metazoa, Chordata, Mammalia, Diprotodontia, Phascolarctidae. The record is from RefSeq and is a predicted model, not a curated record. Gene Ontology annotation, biological process: SRP-dependent cotranslational protein targeting to membrane, signal sequence recognition; SRP-dependent cotranslational protein targeting to membrane. Gene Ontology annotation, molecular function: 7S RNA binding.